AUGCUGCAAGAGACCAGGGAGCAGAUUCUACACUCUCUCAACAGCGUCCCACAGACGGUGGAUUUCGUCGAACACGCGCGCGAGACCGUAACGGAUAAGCCGCUCCAGGAUAAGACAAUCGACCUUUACAUUUCCAUUCUAUGUGCCGUGGACGGCCUGGUCGCGUAUCUUGUCAACGACUCCGCGUUAGGGAAAAUCGGCAAUGUUCUUCUCAAAGGACCAGAAUUUGAGCGUCAUCUCGUCAAGCUUAUCCAUGAUAUCGAUACCUAUAAUAAACGGGUUUUGGCGCGCAUUAAGAUCCUCAGGAACAGGUUCAUCGCCAGGACGGACGCGGGCGUGAGAAGACUUGGUGCGAGAUUAUCGCAGAAAGACCUUACUCUAUCAAAGAUUGAAGACGGUCAGAAGAACAUGUACUAUUUAGUGAGGAGUUUUAUGGCCGAUCUCUUACGAUCUGUUCCCUGGAGGCCAUCGCAAGAGGAGAUUAUGCGGACAUUACGUGAAGCAACGUCAAAUGGUCCCAGAGCCGCCAUUAAUGGAACAGAAUUAAUUCUUCUUCUCGGUUUCAGUGACAGGGAGUCAGGAGAGAGCGAAACGGGACUCCUAAGUCACGGCAACAUGGCAGGAAAGAGGGACCCGAAGUUUCAGAAGUGGCUGUCAACAAGGCCGUCUGAGGUACUCCUCGUUCAGGAUAACAUUUUUUCCACCGAAUACGGACGGAUCACCACCAUGUCGGCCCUGUGUGCGUCUCUCAGCCGAAGUCUUCGAGAAGACUACGGUGUAAUCUCGAUGCAAUUCUUCUGCGGCCAGCAUGCUGCUCCGGACGACUCCUUGUACGGGCCCGUCCGUCUGCUCAGGUGCCUCAUAAAGCAACUAAUCUGCACAUCUGGUUACGAUUUUGAUCUCUCGAUUCUGAAUCCGCCGCGUCAACGCAAAGCUAUCGAAGAAGGCGACCUUCAAAUGCUAUGUAACCUAUUUCGCGAGCUCGUUUACCAACUCCCGCCUGACACGAUGCUUUUCUGUUCCAUAGAUGGUUUGUCUUUCCUCGAGAAACGUCCCUAUCAGCACCAGGUAUCGACCGUUAUGCAUACCUUAGUUCAGCUCACACGGGACCUGGACCUGAACUCCAUCUUCAAGCUCCUGGUCACCGAUCGCGCCCAGGUGGACCACAAUCGGUAUAAUAUCCGCCCGGCAGAGUGUUUACUGUUGUCGAGACAUGUAGAUUUUGAGGGCUACGACCUCACGGAAAGAGAGGUCAUGGCGCAGCUACAGCGAUCCAUGAAUCCCAUGUACGCGCUCCCUGAUCAGUCUGAUUCCGAUAGCAGCGACAGCUGGCCUGAUGCUGAAGAUUACAACACUGAGGAUGGGCGGUGGAAACACGAAAUGAAUGAUUGA
This is a messenger RNA of Rasamsonia emersonii CBS 393.64, 1392 nucleotides long. RefSeq lists its product as uncharacterized. The transcript has 3 exons. The record is from RefSeq and is a predicted model, not a curated record. The coding region runs from base 1 to 1392 and encodes 463 amino acids. Lineage: Eukaryota; Fungi; Ascomycota; Eurotiomycetes; Eurotiales; Trichocomaceae.